UAUUAUAAAGAUCUGCUAUAAGUACAAAUUAGCCGAUUACCUACAGCUACCAAGUCAUACGAUAACAUCAUCUUGUACUCGAACAUCUGCAGGGAUUAGUUUAAGUCAUCUAACGAUCUGCGGCAUAUCAGCGUCUGUCCGUGUUGGAAUCACGGCAGCUGGCUCGGAAUUCUUGUGUUUUUCAUGUGAUAUUGUGAAUGCGUGUUCAUCUCGUAAACGCAGUCCGCGCGCAUAAUACAGCAGCUGAGAGGCACCGACGAUGACGCCAUAUGGACUUGCAGUGUGGGUAUACGUUACGUCGACUUAUUCAUUCGUCGUUUGUUAUCGAUUUUAUUGAUAAAUACUUGAUCAUGAAUUCGGAGACUCCUGCUAGCAAAAAAAAAGCCAGCGACGCUAGCGAAGAGAAUUUGACUGUCAAAUUUGAGAGUCUGAUCUUUAAGGAGAGAGAAAAACCCGAGAAGUAUCCGUUCGAAAUUGUGUCGACCGAACAAAUAGUACAAUACAUGAUCGAUUUCAUCGAUGACGUCAACAAAGUCAUCGAGAAGCCCGCGACGAUCACGCGAAUCCUGCUCAAUCACUGCAAGUGGGACAAGCAAAAGCUGCUGGAAAAAUACUUCGAGGAUAGUGCCAAGCUGUUCGCCGAAGCGCGCGUUGUCGAUCGUAGCGAGCUGACCGCCAAUUGCGCCGGGGACACGCAACAUCCGGACGCUCCGAGCGGCGAAACGGAAGACUGCGGAAUUUGCUGUGUGCCGACAGCAAAGUCCACGAUGGCUGAUUCGUCGUGCGGUCACCGGUUCUGCUUGGACUGCUGGAACGAGUAUUUGACAACGAAAAUCAUGGACGAUGGGAUCGGUCAGACGAUAGCUUGCGCCGCACACGAAUGCGACAUUCUGGUGGACGACGAGCGCGUGAUGAAACUGGUGACAGAUCCGGCGGUCAAGUACAAGUAUCAGGUCCUGAUAACGAACAGCUUCGUCGAGUGUAACCGAGAGUUGCGCUGGUGUUCGACUCCCGGCUGCGAGGCUGCGAUCAAGGUUCGAUAUCACGACGCCAAGCCGGUCACCUGCAAGUGCAACCGGACGAUGUGUUUCGCCUGCGGCGAGGACUGGCACGAUCCGUUAACUUGCGAGUUGCUGCGUAAAUGGAUGAAGGUGUUCCAUAAAGACGAGGCCAACACAAGAUGGAUCUCGAAGAACGCGAAGCCGUGUAUCAACUGUUAUACGCCGAUCCAGAAAAAUGGCGGCUGCAAUUCCGUAUCGUGCAAGAAAUGCUCUCACGUGUUCUGCUGGGUAUGCGAGAAAUCGUGGAAGUUACAUUUGUUUCAUUAUCAUUGUAGCUUCCAGUCAAAACAAGAGACCAUAAGUUCAGUCCAACCGACCAGUUCGCAGCAAAAAUAUCUGUUUUACGAAUUGAGAUUCAUAAAGCACCGAGACUCGAUCAAGAGGGUCUCUGCGUUAUACGAAAUGGUAAAUAAAAAGAUGGAGAAAAUAAUGAAGCACGAUAUGACGUGGAUCGAGGUACAAUUCAUGAAGAAAGCUGUGGAUGUUUUGUGCUUAUGUCAACAGACUCUCAUGUACACGUAUGCCUUUGCAUACUAUUUAAAGAAAACGAAUCAUAUGGCCAUUUUGGAACAGAAUCAAAGGGAUUUGGAGGCCGCCGUUUUCGAGCUCUCUAAAUAUCUCGAGUUAGAUAUUGAGGAAGAGGAUGUCAGCGAAAUUAAAGAAACUAUAGUUAGCAAAACUAACUAUUGCAAGAGACGCUUUACAGUACUGCUCGAUCAUGUUCACGAUGGCUACGAUGAGGACAUAUGGGAGUUCGAGGAACAAGACCAGUAGUAACAGACUCGACAUUACUUUUUUUUUCGUUCUUUGUUUUUACAACAAACAUUUGCGUUUUUUACAACUAUGACUAAUAUUUUUAUUGAUGCGUCUCUUUCGAAUCAUUAAAUAGACUUUCAUAUUGACUUUCU
Messenger RNA from Phymastichus coffea, 1969 nucleotides. RefSeq names its product E3 ubiquitin-protein ligase ARIH1-like. Gene Ontology annotation, molecular function: ubiquitin protein ligase activity; zinc ion binding; ubiquitin conjugating enzyme binding. Gene Ontology annotation, cellular component: nucleus; cytoplasm; ubiquitin ligase complex. The record is from RefSeq and is a predicted model, not a curated record. The coding region runs from base 270 to 1835 and encodes 521 amino acids. The transcript has 3 exons. Gene Ontology annotation, biological process: positive regulation of proteasomal ubiquitin-dependent protein catabolic process; ubiquitin-dependent protein catabolic process; protein polyubiquitination. Lineage: Eukaryota; Metazoa; Arthropoda; Insecta; Hymenoptera; Eulophidae.